This is a messenger RNA of Saccoglossus kowalevskii, 1741 nucleotides long. RefSeq names its product sodium- and chloride-dependent GABA transporter 1-like. Gene Ontology annotation, cellular component: plasma membrane. NCBI's taxonomy places the organism in Eukaryota, Metazoa, Hemichordata, Enteropneusta, Harrimaniidae. Gene Ontology annotation, biological process: sodium ion transmembrane transport; nitrogen compound transport; amino acid transport. The record is from RefSeq and is a predicted model, not a curated record.
GAGCCUUUCUCAUUCCAUACACAAUAUGUCUAAUAUUAUUGGGAAUUCCCAUAUUUUAUAUGGAAGUUGGUCUUGGUCAAUACCUUGGGAUUGGUGGGAUAAGUGCUUGGCAAAUUGCCCCUGCAUUCAAAGGUGUUGGAUAUGCUUCAGCCACCAUCGCAUGUAUGCUAAAUAUUUACUACAUCGUUAUUAUUGCGUGGAGCCUUAUAUACCUGUUCUUCUCAUUCUUUCCUACGUUACCAUGGACUUUAUGUGACGCCAACUGGAAUGAUAUAUUUUGUUAUGACUAUAGCUACCAUAAUACUACAAACAAUGGAACUGCUUUUUGUACCGGACCAUACAAUAAUGUUACAAUAAAUAUGACUGAUUCUGAAACACCGUCUGAACAAUUUUGGAAUAAUGCCGUUCUUCAGAUAUCUGAUGGGAUUCACGAGAUAGGGUCUGUUAUCUGGUACCUGGCAUUGGCAUUGUUUAUAGCAUGGGCACUCACGUAUGCUUGUAUUGUAAAAGGAGUCAAAACUACGGGCAAGAUUGUAUGGUUCACUACUACAUUUCCAUAUGUUGUGUUAACAAUCCUGUUGAUCCGAGCUUGUACUUUACCCGGGGCCGAAGACGGAAUUUACUACUACCUUGUUCCUGACUGGAGUAAAUUAUUAGAGGCCCAGGUCUGGGUCGAUGCAGGCUCGCAGAUUUUCUUCUCUCUCGGUGUUGGUAUAUCCUCGCUGAUAUCAUUGGGAAGUUAUAAUCCAUACCACAAUAAUAUAGUCAUAGAUACACUUGUUGUGUGUACAGUCAACUGUCUGACAAGUUUUUACGGAGGGUUCAUGGUCUUUGCGACAUUGGGAUUUAUGGCGUGGACACAAGGCGUUGAAGUAGAAGAUGUAGUGGACUCAGGUCCUGGACUGACGUUUAUAACAGUACCAACAGCUAUAGCUGAAAUGCCUGGUGCCCAAUUCUGGGCGGUAUUGUUCUUCAUUAUGUUGUUACUUUUAGGACUUGACAGUCAGUUCUGUGUGGUUGAGGGAUUUUACACCUGCAUUGCCGACGAAUAUCCUAAGUACCUUAGAUCAAAGCGACCUCUCUGUUUAUUCAUCGUGUGUUGUGUUUACUACCUCUUGGCGUUACCCUGCAUAACAAACGCGGGAAUGUAUUUCUUCACAUUAAUGGACGGCUAUGGAGCAAGUGGAUAUGUGUUGUUGUGGGUUGCAUUGUGGGAAUGUAUCGUCAUUAGUUAUGUAUAUGGUGUCAAGAAAUACCUGAAAGGCAUGACGCACAUGUUGAAAUCUAAACCAAACUGGUUUUGGCCAGCUUGUUGGUGUUUUAUCUCACCAUGUAUUCUCAUUUUUAUUCAACUUUUUAGUUUCUUGACUUAUGAUGGUUUUAUGUAUGGCGAGGAUUACACUUACCCGGUAUGGGGUGAAGUAUUGGGAUGGUUGAUGGCUGCCUUCUCAAUGCAUUGGAUUCUGACCUAUUUCAUAUAUGCUUAUAUUGUUAGUCCUGGUAAUUACAAGGAGCGCUGGCAUACAAUGAUCCAUCCUCGUCCGUGGUUAAACCUGCGUGGUCUUGAUGACGACAUUCCAGACGAUUACCAGCCAACAAAGGACGCCAUGAUGAUGACAGAUGACGACGACUUCGAUGGAGAAAGUCCAACUGGCAGUGAUAACAGCGCACCCCCAAGCUAUGAAAUGACCGCAAUAGAAAUUAAGGAAACAUAAGUGCACAUUCACGUGUUGUGGCAAAG